AUGGCCGAAGAAGUCUAUGAAGGUGCCAUUGGCAUCGAUCUCGGUUCGUCCUCAUUUGAUAGCCUCGCACCAACCGACUGUGCAUUGACCUUACAAUCAGGAACAACAUACUCUUGUGUUGCUAACUAUGAAGGCACCAAUGUCGAAAUCAUCGCAAAUGAGCAGGGCAGCUUCACCACACCUUCAUUCGUGUCUUUUACGGACCAAGAGCGCCUCAUUGGAGAAGCAGCAAAGAAUCAGGCUGCCAUGAACCCGAAGAACACUGUCUUUGACAUCAAGCGCUUAAUUGGUAGAAGGUUUGAUGAUCAGACUGUCAAAAAAGAUAUCGAAUCAUGGCCGUUCAAGGUCAUUGAUCAAGGCGGCAACCCUAUGGUGGAGGUAGAAUACUUAGGCGAGAACAAGACCUUUUCUCCACAAGAAAUCUCUUCAAUGGUGCUGAUGAAGAUGAAAGAAGUCGCCGAGACCAAGUUGGGAAAGAAAGUCGCUAAGGCUGUCGUCACGGUCCCUGCAUAUUUCAACGACAAUCAAAGACAGGCCACCAAAGAUGCUGGUGCUAUCGCUGGUCUCAACGUGUUGCGCAUCAUCAACGAACCCACUGCUGCCGCUAUCGCAUAUGGUCUUGGAUCUGGCAAGUCUGACAAAGAGCGAAACGUACUGAUCUACGACUUGGGUGGAGGCACAUUCGAUGUGUCGUUGCUAAACAUUCAAGGUGGUGUCUUUACUGUCAAGGCUACUGCUGGUGAUACACAUCUAGGAGGACAGGACUUUGACACGAACCUGCUGGAACAUUUCAAAAAGGAAUUCAACCGCAAGACGAAGAAGGAUCUAUCCGGCGACCCGCGAGCAUUGCGAAGACUUCGAACAGCUUGUGAGCGAGCUAAGAGAACUCUGUCGAACGGGACUCAGACCACUGUUGAGAUCGAUUCUCUGUUCGAGGGUGAAGACUUCAAUGCUCAGAUCACUCGUGCCAGGUUUGAGGACCUGAACGCGAAAGCUUUCUCCGGGACCUUAGAUCCAGUGCAGCAAGUCCUGAAGGAUGCAGGUCUCGAUAAGUCAAAGGUCGAUGAGAUUGUGCUUGUUGGUGGCUCUACUCGUAUCCCUCGUAUCCAGAAACUAUUGAGCGACUUCUUUGAUGGCAAGAAGCUCGAGAAGAGUAUCAACCCUGACGAGGCCGUUGCCUAUGGAGCAGCUGUUCAAGCCGGCAUUUUGUCUGGCAAGGCCACAUCUGCAGAAACCGCAGAUCUGUUGCUUCUCGAUGUUGUUCCUUUGUCCCUUGGUGUCGCUAUGGAGGGAAACAUCUUCGCUCCUGUUGUCCCCCGCGGACAGACCGUACCAACAAUUCGAAAAAGAACGUUCACCACUGUUGUCGACAACCAGCAGACUGUCCAGUUUCCCGUCUUUCAAGGCGAGCGUACCAAUUGUGAAGACAACACAUCUCUUGGAGAAUUCACUCUGGCUCCCAUUCCACCAAUGAAGGCUGGAGAUGCUGCUCUAGAAGUUGUCUUCGAGGUGGACGUCAAUGGUAUCUUAAAGGUCACAGCAACAGAAAAGUCAUCUGGUCGAAGUGCCAAUAUCACUAUCUCCAAUGCAGUCGGGAAACUGUCUUCAUCCGAAAUCGAAGACAUGAUUACUGAUGCCGCAAAGUUCAAGACCAGCGAUGAAGCAUUCACCAAGAAAUUCGAGGCUAAGCAGCAGCUGGAGUCUUAUGUUAGCCGUGUUGAAGACAUGAUCUCCGACCCAGGUAUGUCGAUGAAGAUGAAGCGCGGCAACAAAGAGAAGAUCGAGACUGCUCUGAGUGAUGCCAUGGCCCAGCUUGAGGUCGAGGAUUCCACGCCUGAGGACCUGAAAAAGAAGGAAUUGGCUCUGAAGAGAUUGAUGACCAAGGCAAUGGCCACUCGGUGA
Messenger RNA from Endocarpon pusillum Z07020, 1902 nucleotides. RefSeq names its product Heat shock protein SSB1. Gene Ontology annotation, molecular function: ATP hydrolysis activity; misfolded protein binding; heat shock protein binding. The record is from RefSeq and is a predicted model, not a curated record. The transcript has 6 exons. Gene Ontology annotation, biological process: cellular response to unfolded protein; protein refolding; vesicle-mediated transport. Gene Ontology annotation, cellular component: cytosol; cytoplasm; plasma membrane. Lineage: Eukaryota; Fungi; Ascomycota; Eurotiomycetes; Verrucariales; Verrucariaceae. The coding region runs from base 1 to 1902 and encodes 633 amino acids.